This is a messenger RNA of Erpetoichthys calabaricus (reedfish), 725 nucleotides long. RefSeq lists its product as uncharacterized. Bases 5 to 628 code for a protein of 207 amino acids. The transcript has 2 exons. The record is from RefSeq and is a predicted model, not a curated record. NCBI's taxonomy places the organism in Eukaryota, Metazoa, Chordata, Cladistia, Polypteriformes, Polypteridae.
UGUCAUGAAGCCCAUUGCCAUGGCCCUUAACAUCCUCCAAGGGGAAUCAUCUGUGCAUAUGGGUUUUUUGCUGCCAACACUUUACCAGUUGCAGGAGAAGCUGAAGAGGCUGGAGUCAUCUUGCAACAUGUGUAGACCUCUUGUUAAUGCCCUGCGGGAAGGGAUCCAGAAACAUUUUGGAGACGUCAUGAAAGAGCCUGAGCUGACUGCAGCAGCAAUACUCCUACCAAGAUUCAGAACAUCCUGGAUCACAGAUGAGAGCAUCUUAAAAGCUGGCCUUGUCUUCAUCAGACAUCACCUAGACACAGAGUUGGAUGAUGUCAGCACAAACAGCAGCCUCUCUGAUGAAGAUGACUUCUUUGGAUCCAUGGGGUCAGGAAAACCAGAAGCAGGAGAGCUGGAUAGGUACCUUUCAUGUCCAUCCGUUGGAGGUAUGGAUCUAUUGCAUACCUUUCCUCGCAUCAAGAAGCAGUUACUCAAAGUCAACACAGUUCUUCCUGCGUCUGCAGCCUGUGAGAGACUUUUUAGUCACGUAGGGCUCCUGUUCACUGCUAAACGGUCACAGCUUCACUGCAAGAACCUUGAGAGCCAACUCCUGCUGAAGUUUAACCAUCACUUCAAUGAGUGAAGAACUAGCAUGUUGUCUUAUUACAUUUCUAAAAAAUAAAUAAUUUAUUAUGAUCAAAUAGUUACUCAGUACUUGAGUAGUCUUUUCACCAAAUACU